AUGCAGCAAACUUCCUUUGUGAAUGUAGGCAGACUUACCAAAAUUGAAAUGAGUGAAGAGUACAGCUAUUGCGUGAAAUCACGAUGGAUGUCGAAAGAGUUCUUCCAAUAUCUUGUCAGCAAGACAUGUCCCGAAACGACGGUGAAGAAAGUUUCUUGUUCUGAGUGGACUACGAAUUGCAUCGAAACGAUAAAUAGCUCCCAGUAUCUACUCGAACUUCUUACACCAUGCGGCACCGAAAGCAAAUUUUAUCAUGUGAGGCAUGGGUUUUAUGGGCCUCUUUCGUUCCCAGGCACAGGGAGAGUACUGGAGACAGAAGUGAGAGUAAUAACUAAAAUCAUUCCGGUUAUGGAAAAGGUUUUGAUCGAUAACGCUUCUGGCAAGUUCGUUCCUCUGGCUUCAACACUCGUUGACUUCUGUGGAGAUUAUUUAUACAACAUCUUCGAAGACGAUCAAAAUUCAAAUUUUAAAGUUCUUGCAAACGAUAAAGGUGUGGACUUGAAACAUUGUAUGGCAUUUAUGCGAUUUCUGGCGGUUUUCCAUGCUGCUUCAAUUCCCGCUCUCAAGGAAGUACCCGCGGAUGUGUUGGACAAUCCACUCGUGCCGGACACAGAAGGCUGGGGAGAAAUCGAAGACGCGAUACAAACUUCGCUUGUCGGCGUCAGCGCUCAGGUAGAGUCGUGGGAUGAUGGCGACGUGUGGUUAGAGAAGAUACGCGGGAUAAGGGGGCAGCUGGUUGCCCGCUAUGCGGACACCCACCGCCGCCAGCCAGAUCGAUUGCGGGUGCUGCUGCACGGGCAACCGUCGGGCAACCGGGUCCUCUUCCGGGACGAGCAGGCGUCUGCGGGCUGCAGCGUAAGACUGCGCGGGUUCGAGUUCGCGCGAGUGGGCUCCUUCGCCGGCGACGCCCUGCACUUCAUCUACCGCGCGGCCGGCGACGACGUGCUGGAGAGCCACGCGGACCUGCUGGUGGAGGAGUACCGCACCGCCUUCAACGAGGCGGCCGACCUGCUGGGCCUGCCGGCCGAGAAGCUGUCGCCCGAGGAAGUGCGAGCGGAGCUGCACGCGCACAGGGCCGUGGCGCUCGUCAUGGCCUUCCACGAGCUGCCGCACGUGAGGACGCCCGGUUACCUGAAGGAUUACCCCACCGGCAAGCCACACGAGGCGGUCUACCAAUGCCCCGCGUACACCAAGGUGCUGCGGGCACUCCUAGUCCAGUUCGACGCCCGGCGGUGGCUGGAUGGGUCAACUAUCUCAAAAGUGGAAACCUAG
Gryllus bimaculatus (two-spotted cricket) is the source of this 1272-nucleotide messenger RNA. NCBI's taxonomy places the organism in Eukaryota, Metazoa, Arthropoda, Insecta, Orthoptera, Gryllidae. The record is from the annotation of a GenBank genome assembly.